Messenger RNA from Astrephomene gubernaculifera, 3631 nucleotides. The record is from the annotation of a GenBank genome assembly. Lineage: Eukaryota; Viridiplantae; Chlorophyta; Chlorophyceae; Chlamydomonadales; Astrephomenaceae.
CUGCAAUAGUAGUAUAUGCUAGUUUUCAUAUGCAAGUUUGUGUCCACUUUAAGAUAUUUCUGCGCCUGGUUUGUCGCGACGGGUAGCCUCCCACGAUAGCCUACAACAGUCGACGCCUCCUAUUGUCCCAGAGGAUACCCUAGCAGCCGGUGUCCGGAGUCAAUACCGGGCUGGCUCAUUUUGGCGUGGCGCAGUAUAAGCGCGCUCCAUGUCCCUAACACAAGGAGAGCUGAGCGGUGCGCAGCCCACCCAAGGUUUCUCGGCCUGUGAGCAUAGCUUGACCCAUAUCACACACGGCGCCGGAGCCAGCGUUCACCAAAUCCAGAACCAGCAGCUAGGUCACUACCCUACCCUUCAAGAGCGCUUGGACGAAAGCGCAGCACCAAGCACUGGAGCCGCCGUCGGUAUUCACCAACAACUACCGGGCUCCGGCCUAGACAGCAGUUCAGCUCAGCCCCUCCGCGGCAGCAACUUCUUCAAACCGCCUCUGGGCGGACCUUCGGCCACCGUCGGGGAAUCUCAGCAGCAAGGGGCGGCUUCCCCACAAGACUUCCUCUUUCCGCCCCGCGUGUACGACAACUCUCUCAUGCUGAAGGAGCAGGGCGGCGGCGGUUUCGGAGGCGCGGGAGACCACGAGGAAAACGUGGUGGAUGACCAGGAUGACGGCCGGGAUGGCGAUUUUGACGACAUGGGCGAUGGCAACAGCCAGGGCAGCGGCAAGCGUUCUAGAGUGAGGCGGCCGCACCUGCAGGGUCGCUUCAGCGGGCGGCUGACCACCAAGGAGGACGAGCGGCGGCUGGCGGAGGAGUGCAAGCUGCUGGGGCCGCUGCUGGGCGGAGUGGGCAAGCGCGGAGACAAGAGCCGGCUCACGCUGGCCAAGAUUGUGCGCGGCAUCGCCACGGGGGAUGUACGGCGAUUCUGCGAGGAGCGGGAGCGCGCCAUUGCGAUGCUGAAGGCAAAGCUCGCCGCCAUAGACCCCGAGGCCGCCGCCAGCGUGCCAGUCAACGCCAUCCCGCUGCCCUCCGCCGCCCUGGGGGGCCCCCUGGGCGCACUGGGGGGCUCCAUGGGCGGUAUGGGACUGGGGCUGGGCGGCCCGGGCGGCGGCAGCAUGGGCGGGCACAGCCAGCCGUACGGCGGGUACGUCUCCCACUCCCACUCGCACCAUGCUACGCAACAGCAGCAGCAGCAGCUGGAGGCUCUGCAGCGGGAGAAUGUUGAGCUGCAGGGUGAGGCGGUGAACCUGCGGAUGGAGCUGCAGGCGAGGGAGCGGCUGCUGCUGGAGCUGCAGGAUACGGGUAUCAUCAGCGGUUUCGUGCCCACCUCAAUCCCCCUGGACAACCCCUCCCGCGGCGCCAUGGGAGGCGGUGGCGGUGGCGGUGGCGCCCGCUCCCACAGCACCGACCUGGCCCCGCCAGCGCCGUACGGCCUGCCGCCACGUCACCCCUCGUACGGCACCCAGCAGCAGCCGCCGCAGCAGCCCAUGGCGUCGUACGGUGGCCCUUCCCAGAUGAGCGUCCCUCAGAGCAGCGCCCACAUGAGUGGCAGCAUGGAGCCCGGCCCCAUGGGGGGAGGCGCCGCCCUGGGCGGGCUGGGACACCAGCAGCAGCAGCAGCAACUGGGUCAGCAGCAGCACCACCACCAGCAGCAACAGCCGCAUGGUGGCAUGCCGCUGGGAGGCGGUAGUGGUUCCGGCAUCCACCUGGGGAGUGAGGCGGGAGGCGGAGGGCUGGUGGUUGGAGCGGCGGCCAUGCCGGCAAUGUCGGAGCACUCGCGGGCAGGGCGGCCCAUGAAGCGCCAGGCUCUACCAGCUGACCUGGAUGGCGGCCUGGGCGGUGCUGUUGGUGGCGGCGGCGGUGGGUACUGCGAGGUGCAGCGGUCGCUGUCGCACCCGCAGCUGGGAGGAGGGCGCGGCGGGGGUGGUGGCGGCUACGGCCACAUUGACCUGCAGCAGCAGCUGAACAGCCUGCAGGCGCAGGUUGAGCAUUUGCAGCAUCUUUCGCAAAACGGCGCAAGGGCCGCUGUGGGCUUUGCGAUGCCCCCUCGCGAGCGCGGAGGGCCCCCUCUCCGCAUGCCUGGGGGCCCUGCCGGGGCGGGAGCCGCUGGCGGCAUGGGCUCCCUGGCACAAUACGCCGCCAUCCCCGCAUCGCCCUUUGUGAGCUCCAAUCCGGGACCGCAGGGCGGGCUGGUGAUGCUGCCGGGAGGCCACUCGGCGGCGGAGGGCGGCGCACCCGGAUACGCAUCCGCACACCACCCGCACCACCCUCACACGGUGCUGAGCGCACCGCUGCACAUGCAGAUGGUGAAGCCCAGCAUGUACGACGAUGUGCCGGGCGGCCAGUUGGGCCCUGUGGGCGGCCGAGACAUGCGAGACACCCUCCCUGGCGUCGGCAACGGUGGCUCACUGCGCCACACGGCAGCUGCCGCCGGCGCCGGCCACGAACCUGAUGUGGGUUACGGCGCUGGCGGCGGCGGCGGACUGGAAUCCACGCUUGAACACAUCUUCAACUCCCGCAAUGCUGCCAUGCGGGGGGAGUACGACCUGCCGUUGGAGCUGAUCCUGCCGCAGGAGGGCGGCAAGGGCGGCGCAGGAGGGGGCGGAUCUGGAGGUCUGCAUUGAGCGUGACGUGUCUCUGGUUCACUGAGCCGCGUAACAAUGGCGGUGAGGCGCGUGUGGGGGUGUGUUUCGGGGCAUGGGAGGUGGUGUCGGUGGAGUGAUGGUGGUACAUGGGGGCGGUGGUGAAUGGUUUUAGACGCAGUGAAAUAUGUAAGGGGGUUUCAGGAGCUGGGUAGUUCGGUUCAACGCAUGAGGUGAACAAGGGUAAAGUCUUCCGAUGGAGCGGAGCAGUGUGAGAAAUAAACUGGCCACAUAACGGGGCGGUGUUUGGGUGCGGAGUGAUGCUGCUGGUAGUAGGAGUGACUGAGGGGUUGGAAAGGGGCCGACAGGGCCUUAGCGCCGGUGUGUUUUGGGGCGAACGAUGGUGCCUAUUGCGGAAGAGUGGAUUUGAAAAAUGAUGGAUGGACUGAAGCGCUUCGUGCGGUUGUUCAGCGGUCUGCUCCAUUGCAUUCCUGCAAGAGUUCUAUAGUCCUGUAGUAGGCUUUUGGCGCUCUGAAACAUGCACACCCUCCGGCGCUUAGCGGUUUCAAGAGUGGUCUGGCGUGCGUAACCUUGCUUCCUGAAGAGGCUGUACUGUCGCUUGGCAACCCGCCACGCUUGGGCACCGUCCACGGCUACGUUGGCGUUCAUGAGACACAUCCUGGUAAGCUCUCAUCCUCUAAAGGAUCCUCUUAAGGUGUUUUACGGUAAAAGGGAGACGGAAUGACGCUGCCAUCAUGUCCUCGUGAGACAUUGUGGGCUCGUGAUGCUUCAAGAUGUAGUAUAUUUUUUGCGUUUUCUGAAAUUGUCUUUUAGACCGAACUUACUUCCUAUCGAACUUGGCCUGCGUUGCUGUCAGCGCAGCCUCUCGUAUCCCUCAAGGGCACUGUCCGACAUGUUGUGGGGGCUCUCGCAUGCGACACACGGGUGCCCAGGAGGUGGGGCCGUGUGCAGCAGGCGACACGCCACGUAAACUAUCAAUCCGAGUGUCAAUCGAAGGCAAACAAGGCGUCCUGUGUAACACCUUCCUUCGUCUAA